Striga hermonthica is the source of this 1581-nucleotide messenger RNA. The record is from the annotation of a GenBank genome assembly. Lineage: Eukaryota; Viridiplantae; Streptophyta; Magnoliopsida; Lamiales; Orobanchaceae.
AUGACAGAUCCUAACCCGCUUCUUUCCCUAACUGGGUCACCGGAGCCCAAUGAUCUGCCGCCCCCAACCUCCGAUCACCUCAACACGGCGAAUUCCUUGGAUGCCACCAUCGAGCACUGCAUGGGCGACUUUGCGUGGGCUCAGCUCUUCCAGGCCGCUCUCAUCUCCUUUGCCUGGUUUUUCGACGCCCAACAGACCUUCAUCAGCAUCUUCACCGAUGCCGAGCCCAAGUGGACCUGCAACAAUUCCUCAUCCUCCACCGCCACAUCAACACUUCCUUGCAAUGACCUCUGCCGCCUCCCGCCUGGCAGCUGGUCCUGGCAGCUCCAAGCAGCGUCUUCCAUCAUCUCCGAGUGGUCCCUGCAGUGCUCUGGGCCCAUUGUUACUGGACUUCCCUCCUCCGCUUUCUUCUUCGGCUGCCUCGUUGGCGGUUUCGCCAUGGCGGCUCUAGCCGACUCCUCCCUCGGCCGCAAGAACGCGCUCGCCCUCUCAUCUCUCAUCAUGUCUAUCACCGGUUUGGCCGCCGCCUUCUCCCCAAAUGUGUGGGUCUACGCGGCCCUCCGGUUCAUGAGCGGGUUCGGCCGUGCCACCAUUGGGACGUCCACCCUCGUUCUCUCUACCGAGCUCGUCAGCCGGCGGUGGCGGGAGAUUGUCGGGAUCGCCGGGUUCACCUUCUCCACCCUCGGCUUUCUCUCUCUGCCGCUGCUCGCCUUCGCUAUCCGAGGCUCGUCGUGGCGGCUGCUUUACCUCUGGACUUGCGUCCCAUCGAUUCUGUACUCGGCCGCAAUCUACUUGGUGGUGCGAGAGUCGCCGCGAUGGCUCUUCAUUAGGGGCCGGCAGGAGGAGUUUGCUGAGACGCUGAGGAGCAUCUCGGGCACCACCACGCUGACAGGGAGCUUCUUUAGCCGGUGCGCAGUGGAGAAAGGAUUGGCGGAGGCCAAUGACGUGUUCUCAGCCCUGAGGGUCUUGGUGGGGAGGGGUUGGUCAGCGCGGCGGCUGGGGGCGGUGAUGGUGGUGGGGUUCGGGAUAGGAAUGAUUUAUUACGGGAUUCCCCUUGGCUUAGGAAACUUGUCUUUGGACCUGUAUUUGAGUGUGACACUGAAUGCAUUGUCUGAGUUCACAGCGUCCCUGGUGACGCUUGUGUUGAUGGGGAAGGUGGGAAGAAGGGGUUUCAUAGUGGGGCUGGCGUUAUUGAGUGGGGUAUGCAGCGUGGGGUGUGUGGUGGUUCAGUGGAGAGUGGUGCAGGUAGGACUUGAGCUGGUGUCAUUUUUCGCAGCAUGCACAGCUCUCGAGGUAAUUCUGAUUUACGCGGUGGAGUUGUUCCCAACUUGCGUGAGGAGCUCGGCAGUGUCGAUGGUGAGGCAGGCACUGGUGCUGGGUGGGGCACUUAGCCCGUUGCUAGUGGCGGCCGGGAGGAAGAAUGAGCUGGUGUUGUCAUAUGGGGUGUUCGGGGUGACAGUCGCAGCCUGUGGAAUGGCGGUGGUGGCCCUUCCGGAGACAAAGGGGAAGGUUCUACGUGACACCAUGGAGGAGGAGGAGGAGGAGGAGCGGGUUGGGACCCACCAGGUGUAUUGCGUUUGA